UAAGCAUGUGGUACAUAUGGGACUAAAAGGAGAGCUUUUUAGAAGGGUUAUUAUCAUGAACGUAGCGCUAGGUCUGGGGUCGGUUUGAUAAUAGUUAAUCGCAAAGGACCUUGUGGUGUUCCAAGGGACUAUGGUAAUAAUUUUAAUUUACCAAAUAAGCUUUCUCGAUUAACCUAGUUUUCACCCACACAGAAUGAAAGUCAUGGCCUCCAUGAACCUCCAAGAUGAACCACCGGAGAAGAAGAGGUCAAGGAAGAAGAAGCGGACUACACAUUCUUCUCCACCAGCAUCAUCAUCAUCUCCAUCGUUUUCUUUACUUCCAGACGAAAUCGCCCUGAACUGCCUAGCCCGGAUAUCGAGAGCCUACUACCCGAGAUUCUCAAUUAUUUCAAAAAGCUUCCGCUCACUCCUCUCUUCCAUGGAGCUCUACCUAGCUCGAUCUCAAAUCGGAAGCACCGAGCAGUGUCUCUACGUCUGUCUCUCCGAUGAAAGUUAUCAAUAUCCCCAAUGGUUUACCCGAUGGAUUAACCCUAAUCGAACCCUACCAAACUCCACGAUCAAGAAGAAGAAGAAGACACUCAGACAAUCAUCGUUGGCUCCAAUUCCGUCGUCUCAUUUUCCUUCAGUUUCAGAAUCAGCCCUAGUUGUUGGUUCAGACAUUUAUGUUAUCGGCGGACCAAUCAAGACAGAACCAGUGUCAAAAGAGCGAUCUAGGUUAUGUCCCUCAUCAGCCGUACGAGUACUUGAUUGUCGUACUCACACGUGGCGUGAUGCCCCUAGCAUGAUCUUAGCCCGGAAGCAUGCUCUCACAUGUUUCCACAAUGGAAAAAUAUAUGUCAUGGGAGGAUGCAAAGCUCUGGAAGAGCCAUGGGCUGAGGUGUACGAUACAAAUACGCAAACUUGGAAACCUCUCUCUGAUCCUGGUACUGAGAUAAGUAAGAUAUCUAGAUGUACCUUUUACAGUAUCAAAGAGAAAAACGGAAAGAUUUACUUUGGGAAUGCUUACGAAACACAUGCUUAUGAUACAAGCCAAGAUAACUGGGAGAGUAUUGCGCAGUUUCAGAGCUCAACAUGGUUGACUGAUGGUGGUUUCUGGUUCCACCGUAUUCCCAAGCCAGCAUGUUUGAUGGAUGGUGUAUGGUAUAAUAUAAGUCAUGGUCCCUUCCACUGCUGGUGGUCAAAGGAUGGAAGAUUUUGGAAAGGUGUAAAAGGCUUAGAAUCAUUAAGAGAGAUGUACAAUAGAAAUGGUGGCUCUAGUAGAAAUAAAACUGUGUUAGUUAGUUGUGGUGGGAAGCUCUUACUUUUGUGGGAAGGUUAUAUGGAACAUAAUCCCAGUAAUAGGCAGAAGAUUUGGUGUGCGGAAAUCAAUUUGGAAACUGAUGCUAAAGGUGAGGUUCGGGGGAAUGUUGAGUGGAUUGAUGUUGUGCAAACCGUCCGUACACAAUGUGAGCUCUUGCAUUGCCUCGUUGUGUCCGUUUGAUUGACUUGUAUCAGAGUGGGAGAACGGAGAAGGAAGCAGAAGCAAAUGGAGAGCAACAAGAGUUAAUGAGAAGAAUUAGAGGGUAAAACAGUCACCUUUAUGGACAUGGAAUUUUAUCAAACUAGCUCGGCAACUUUGUUAUCUUUGGAUAUAUUUAUCUAAGCCUUUGACUGAUCAGUGUUGUAGUAAUCAUAGUGGUGACUCCAAAUUAUGUCAAUGCUAGGACUGAAACACAUAUCAGAUUGUCUCAUUCUCAUAAGGUUCGCCAAUAUAUUGA
Molecule: messenger RNA, 1757 nt
Organism: Raphanus sativus (radish)
Lineage: Eukaryota; Viridiplantae; Streptophyta; Magnoliopsida; Brassicales; Brassicaceae
Product: F-box/kelch-repeat protein At4g19870-like
Exons: 3
Coding region: 194-1480 (428 amino acids)
Molecular function (GO): protein binding
Source: RefSeq, a predicted model, not a curated record